GGGAAUUCACAGACCUGGCAACCCGGCAGCAGCCCUGGCAACCAGAAAUGGACGCAAUCGGCUGGUUUAGGUGAAAAUAACGAGGAGGGACGAAAUAAUUCUGCCUCACCUGGGCGUGUUUCAGGUGCAGCAGCAGGUCCAGCAGCAGGUCCAGCAGGUCCUCCUCCCCCUGCUGCCGGCCGCUCAGAGACCAGCUUUAGAGUCCUGAACACCUGUUCUCACCUGGAACAGUCCGACAAGAAGAUUUAAACUGAACGGAAAAUGAAGCUUCUAAAAACCACAGCGGUCGUCCUCCUGCUCAUCCAAACCUUCCACCUGGCGUCUCUGCAGGACUCGACCGACUCUCCGGGUCGUACGAUCGAUAAAAGCUGGUGGCGUGAUCGCCCCAAAAACGAAAUCCCCAAACAAGUCGCAGACAGCGAUCAGGGAAACGAUGGCGAUUACAGCGGAAUAGCGUCCGGCUCCAUGGUGAUGAACAGCGAAGAGGAGCGGAACAUCGCUGGAGAAGCGAAUGAAACAGAAUCCGACGUCACAACCGCCUCGCCUCACGUGUUCCACAACGGCAUGAAAAAGAAGCAUAAACACCAGAAAACCACCGUUUCUCUGACUAUGACGGCCGCAAAUGCCACAAACUCAAACCACUCGGUCGAAGCGAAGGAAGCUAACUUGACAGCGACGUCGCAAAACUCCACCGGAUCUCCGGAAGUGCCGUCGACCACCACGCAAAACUCCACAACAGAGUUAGCUAACGGCACGGGAAGCGCCAACGCAACAUCUGCACCGACCCCAGCAGCACCAGACGUCAACGAAAUGAUGACGAAUUCGUCCACAGGAGAGUUUCCUCCAAAGACGUCAGAUCAGAACUCGACUGCUGCUUUGAACGCAACUGGAAAUGGGCCGACCAAUGCAAACCCCAACGUACUGGAAGAUACAACGACCACAAACCCCAACGUACCCGAAGACCCAAUGACCACAAACCCCAGCUUACCCGAAGACACAACGAACAUAAACCCCAACGUAUCCGAAGAUGCAACGAGCGCUGCUAAUCCAAAUAUGCCUGAAAAUGCGUCGUCCGCAGCUCCGGUCCCGCCCGAGAAGUCCAACAACACCGACAAAAGUGCUGGAGGUUCAGGAAGCAGCUCAGAAAGAGGUGUGGCGUCGGACCCCAACAAGAGCACGAGGAAGGGGGCGUGGGGCGCCGUCCUGGGGACCGCCGUGGCCGUGGCCCUGGUGGGGUUGGUGGCCUACCUCAUCCUGAAGAAGAGGCACCAGAAGGCCUUUUCUCACAGGAAACUGGUCGAGGAUUUCCCUGCAGAUCCAGCUCAUCUCCCUCUACGUCGUUCCGUAGAAAUUCCUCCAGAAUAUCAUGUCUCAUCCCGGCCGUUUUGGAGAGCUCAGCGAGGUCAAGAAGCUCCUGUUGGGAGUAAAUAUCUGGCUGGCUCCGUUGCUCCGCAGUCCACAGAUUAGACAACAACGAACCUCUGGACCUGAACUUUGGCGGCUUGGCGUAUUACAACCCAGCGCUGCAAGGAGACAACAUCCAGAUGAGCAACAUCCCUGGACGCCCCUGAAACUGGAACAAAAAAACCUCCAUGACCAAAGUCACGAACUCCCUCGAAAGAAAGUCGGCCAAUAAUUGGCUGUCGAUAGACGACUUAUAAAGUGGAGUUUUUGUAAAUAAGACUGUAUGAAAGGGACAUGUGUGGGUGGGAAAUACAAAAAGGGUUUAUGUAGGUCUGAUAUGUCAGGUUCUUGUCGAUUAGAUUUAUUAUGAAAGCAAUCUAUGUGAAGUACACUGCAACAGCCAAAACCAACAGUCAGCCAUUUACGUACGGUGCCAAAGGGAACCAAAUGAAGCCUUUAACUAAUGAAGGAUAUGCUUUGCAGUCAAUGGAGGAUGCUAAAACGUAAUAUUUGUCGUCUGAUUUUAAUUAUUUUUUGUGAGUCUGUUAAAAAUAAGCACAUUAACGGAGCAGAAUGCGACUCUAAAAAAGCUGGCAAUCAAUCAAUAUGCAGCGUGAUUAUGAAAAAAAACACAUAUUUGAGGUUCAAUAUCUCCAGAAAUUUAACUCCUACAGUCUUCAAAUUGGGUGAAAACACAAACAAAAACACCUCCAGUAAAUCCAAAUUAAUAAAUGGCAGCAGCAGAGGACACAUUUUAAAUUAUUGGUUCUUAAAAAUGGGAAUUAGUGCCAAAUUUCUAAUCAAGAAUGACUUUGUGUCCCCAUAAAGUUCCUGUAAGUGUAUAUGUACAGUAUGGAUGGAUCCGUAUUUCUACUAAAAUCCAGUCUUUGGUCAACAUUUCACCAGUUUUUGAGGCCCGAACAUUAGCAGGAUUUGACAUGUGGCAAAUAUGGCAAGACAAGGUUCCAGUUUUUCACCAUUUUUGACUUGAAACUUGCCCAAAAUCAUAACAAAGAAUAAUAACUGACCCUGAAAUAUGGAUAAAGUGCAUAUCAUUUGAACUUCAUUUGGUAUUUUGACUCUAGAAAGUUCCUGUAAGUGUAUAUAUAUGGAUGGAUCCAUAUUGAUUUUAAUUAUUUUUGCGAGUCUGUCAAAAACGAACACAUUAACGGAGCAGAAUGUGACUCUAAAAGCGCUGUUCAGAAGCCAAGACGAACAAUAACUUCACCCACAUCGACAGUCGGCUGCUGCUCCGGCGUCAGGACGCAAAUAAGAAGUUAAAUUUUAAACUUUCAGACAUUCGACAGCCGGAGCCGGAGAGAUUGAGCCGUCAAAAACUAAAGAGUGGGUUUGUUUUGGAGGUGGAGAGAGGCUGUUUUGUUAUUUAUAGACUUAAGCUUGUUGGUAUUCAGGAAGGGAGUUCUGUAUUUGGUCUUUGCACCACUCAGUAGCACCAACUAUAUCACCGUAACGUACUGCUUAAAUCUUCUGACCUCCAGGUGUCCGAGCACAGAUUUGAGUUUUCUCGUAGCGACGGCGUGCACCUCGGAGAGCGACUUAGUGUUUACCUGCUACAUACCUUAGAGUGAAAACUUUUUUAUUAUUCCUUUUUUUGUUUUAUUCUCCUAGAAGUUUGGCUUGAUUGACAACCUUCGGCAAGAAAACGUGUCUCCUGAGUUUGGGGCGAGGGAUUAACCGUGUUCCGCAAUAAAAUACUCUUUCCUGCUUUUCUAUGCUGCAAAAAUAACAUAUUUAUAUCUGCAUGCACACCCAGAAAACACAUCUUUCACUCAUCAUUACCUGAGUGAAGCCGGCAAUCAAUCAAUAUGCAGCAUGAUUAUGAUUGGUACGUGCCUCGGCUCGGCCUCAGAAACUCUGAUUUUCCCUCUUUUUGUUUGUGGUUGAGCAGCAGCACGCCGGCUUCCUUCCUCGCUCUAAUUUCAGAUGUCAAUCAGUGCACAGGAGGCUUUUUUUUUUGUUUUUUUAAAAAGAUCACUGUGAUUUCUGCCGUAAUAAUGCAGGGCGGAGGGAUAGGAGACGCUGCUUGUAAAAUGAGCUGAAACUUGCCUUAAUAAACACGCAAAACACCCCCCAAAA
Amphiprion ocellaris (clown anemonefish) is the source of this 3501-nucleotide messenger RNA. It is a transcript of the gene muc15, whose product is annotated as mucin 15, cell surface associated. Bases 262 to 1467 code for a protein of 401 amino acids. The transcript is spliced from 5 exons. Lineage: Eukaryota; Metazoa; Chordata; Actinopteri; Pomacentridae. The record is from RefSeq and is a predicted model, not a curated record.